AUGGUGUACAUUGAAAGAAUUGAACUAAGGGGAGUAACACCCAAAUCAGACAAACCAACAGAAUACAUCUUGGAGGCCUUGUGGUCCGACUCCUCUUUGUCGACUGUCAGCAAAACCCUCCUGGAAGUUGUGGAGUUUAUCUCUCAGCUAUCUCAGCUCUUUCCUGAUGAAUGUCUAGAGAAACUUCUGCCCCAAAUGCCUGGACUUGAUUCCACUCAUGAACUAGAUCCUCGAUGCUUGACCUCUCUUCCACCUCAUGUUCUUAAACAUGACAAAGUCUGUUUCUUCUUCAGCACUUUGUCUGAACCUCAGCUCCCUACCAGCACAAAUCUGGGCUGUCUGCUUCAGUACAGGGGAGCGAGCAGGCCCAUUUGUGGUGUCGCCAGCAUCCAGCCUGUCCUAAGUGUCCAUGCGCCCCUCCCACAGAGCUCCCCUGCCCACCUGCCCCCUCUCCCUCCCCAGACAGCGAUGGCCAUCCUCCCCGGCACUGCCGUACCCAUGGGGGAGUCCAGCCCACCACAAACACACCUCACAAACCCCGCACCCCAACCCCAAGCCCAGUCCCAGCAGCCCAGCCCGGAGCAGAAUGGCAUCCUGGACUGGCUUCGUAAACUACGGUUGCAUAAAUACUACCCCGUCUUCAAACAACUAACCAUGGAGGAGUUCCUCGCUCUCACAGAAGAGGAUCUGAACAAGUACGACCUCACUCAGGGGGCCAAGAAGAAACUCAAGACUCAGCUGGAGCUUCAGAAAGAGAAGCUGGAGAAGAGAUACAUGGUCUCUCAGUUUCCAGUUUCCUGUAGUGGGGUUGCCAGAGUGACCCCUUCCAGUCAUAUCGGACCCCUGACGCACGCACACACUGGAAGUGAGCUACGGGUAGACGUCGAGAACAGCUCGGUGCCCAUUCCACGGGACAGCAGUUCCUCCUCAGGCUAUUCCAGUGCUCCUUCCAGUCCAAUGACCCCUUUAUCACGUGACACUUCUUUUGACCGGGUCAAAGACCUUCACAGACGUUUCGAGUCUGGUUUGGAUCCUGGUGAGAAAGAGCGGUCAUGCUUUCUCGUCAAUCCUGCGGUAACCACCGGUCCCAGCCGUCCCACUGCCCAAGUCCUCCCAGUCCAGAACGAUCCCUCCCUCUGUCCCUCCCAAAUGAAUUUGCCCCCUCCAUCCUUGCCUCUCCUCUCCCCAGGCCGCGUUAUCAACUCUCCCCGUAAACUUCGUCCACCCACUCUCUGUUCAGAAGAACGUCCCAAACCGAUGGGGUCUGGGGUCACCAUGGGUGUCCGGCUUGAGAACAUCUUCCCUGGGUUGAAUCUUGACAGUUCUCCGAGGCACCAGGAUGUGUCAAGCCCCCGUGGGCCUCUCACAGUGCUUCGCUCCCCUCCAGGUCUCAUGGUGGAGACCAGCACUGCUCUCACCUCCACAUCUAACACCCUCCAUCAUGCUUCCCACCCACCCUUACAUUUGCAAGUGUCGUUUUCUGUUCCACGCACAGGGUCGUACCCUUUCUCCACCCCGUCCUCCUGCCCCUCAUCGAGUUCCUCCACCAGACCCACCUUCUCAACUGUCAGUGGAGUUCCAAUAGCAACAGCCAGCAACGUUCCCAUGGCGGCAGUUCCCGGGAACACAUACUGCGUUAACAGUACACCCACAGUCACACCCAGUUCUAGCCCAGCAUCCACAGAGAAUAGCGGCUAUGCCUCAGUACAAGCAAACAGCGCUAACUCCAGUUCCUCAUUGUGCGUUUGUAGCUCUUGUGGUUGUAGCGGCAACUGUGGCUCGUACGGGGCACUUCCGGCUAGUUACGCCGGAUAUUUUCCACAUCCGUUUUCAGGAACUUCAGUAUUCACAUUAGGGCCUUUGCUUCAUUUCAGCCCCCUCCUUACAGGAAGUGGUCCCGCCUCUCCCUUUUCCCACCCCCUCGUGGCCCCACCUAUUUACAACAGCAGUCUAUCACAUGACUCACAACAAAAUCUUGUGCUUCCACCAGUGCAGGGUUUUCUAGGGGGAGGGGGUGGUGUGUACCAGCCCCAUGGAAUGAUGGGAAAUGGAAGUACUGGGCAUAAGAAAACAGGGAAUGUGUCCUGCUAUAACUGUGGGCUGAGUGGGCAUCGAGCACAAGACUGCAAGCAGCCAGCAAUGGACUCUGCACAACAAGGGACUUUUCGUCUGAAAUAUUCCCCACAGUCAGACAACCAGGACUCAGGGGAAUAAAUGGUGUGAAUGAACUGGUCUGGACCUGCAACUUCCUCAGUGUGUAAAGACACUUGAUGUGAGACUCCGCUGAGCAAAGGCAUUACAGUUUCUCUUUAGAGGAGAAUCAAGUAAUGAAGUUCAAUCAGUUAUGGCUUCCAAUGAAAGCCUUGUGCCAAAGAAUUACUUCACGGUGGAUCUUCGUAAAGGGAAGUUCAAAAAGAAUUCACUCUUUUUGUGUUCUUCACGCUGUUCUUCUCACUUGAGACUCGCUUGAGCACUGUGGAGCAGCCAAUAGUGUAUCAGAUCAUGCUGCACAUGUCAUUCUUGGAAGCAAAAUUCUUGGAGAUUUUGCUCGCCAAAUAAUGUGCAAUGAUGGCCAUGUCUUUUUGCUCAUGGUGUGACUAUAAGUCAUCUUUUGUGAAUAAGAUAGUGGCAAUCUUUUUUUCUGGAUGUUCGCAAAGGAAGGAGAAACUGACAGUUGUGAAAGCGAAAAGUUUUCAAUCUCAAGAAGUGCGUUUUUAGCUUUUUGACUACAGGAAGUCUUCUUAAUCAUCAUGUGUUAUUCCUGUUUGUUGUAAUCAUGGCGUAUUUGUUAAUAUCUGGGUUUUAGAAAACACGUUUUCUAUUUUCAAAUGGUAUUUUUUUUGUUAUAUUCUCUUUGUUAUAGAAGGUGCCAUCAAGUGGCACUCAGAUUAAAUGUUUAUACAUUCAAUGCACUUGAGGCCGCUAAAGCUUUUUUUUUAUUCUUGAAACUGUUUUGAAAAAUGGAACUGAACUCAAGAGGAAACCGUUUUCAGUAAGGCACACUACAAAGGUCAAAAAGUGGGCUUUUCCCAUGUUGUUUCUCAAUAACAUUAGCCUAAAAAUGUUCCAGUGUGUUGAAAAAAGUCAAGACUUUCACCAUUAGGCACAUUUAGCCAAUAGAUGCCAUUCCGUUGUCUUUGCCAAACAUUUUUGAUGUUUCAAAGGAAAUGGUGAUAUUUCUGUUUAUAAAUUACAAAGAUCUUGAGUCACUGGCUAUGCAUGUCGCCUGAUUUACUUUGUGCUGCUUCUAUUAUGUCUAGUAUUAUCGCAGGAAAGCUUUAUGUCUAAAAUGACAAUGCUGACGCAGCCCUUUUGUAUUCGGAGGUGAAUGUUAAAUGAAGUUUGAUUGUUGAAUUUUUGUAUAAUGUAUCACUUUGACACUUUAAAAAAGAAUUAAAAAUGUUUUUGAG
Carassius auratus (goldfish) is the source of this 3410-nucleotide messenger RNA. Its product is annotated as zinc finger CCHC domain-containing protein 14-like. Gene Ontology annotation, molecular function: nucleic acid binding; phosphatidylinositol binding; zinc ion binding. The record is from RefSeq and is a predicted model, not a curated record. Lineage: Eukaryota; Metazoa; Chordata; Actinopteri; Cypriniformes; Cyprinidae.